UCUCUCAUGGUGCCAGUUGCAGCUUUCUAUCUUUCGGUGCAUUCUUCAAAUAAUCUCCAUUUGCUGAUCGGCAACGAAGCUAGGCACCAUAGGAGCCCCUUGUAGGAGGUUCUAAUGCAAGUAUGUCGCUACACUCUCCAACCUUCUCUAACUCGUCUUUUGAAUCUGAAGCGAACUCCGUUGUCAACAGAGUUGUUACAACUGUGUCAGCGAGUCUUUCAAUUUUGGGAACUUCUCUGAUCAUAAUCACAUUCAUCGCAUGGAAAGACUUGAGAUCGACUUCCAGAAAGAUACUCGUGUUUAUUUCCAUUGGCGAUUUCUUUAUUGCUGGAGGUAAUUUGUGGGGAGUAUGGCUGGCUCGAAAUGAUCACACUACCAUACCAUGCAAAGCUCAGAGUUUUGUCACAACUUGUGCUUCUCUCUGGUCAUUUUUUUGGACGACUUUUCUAUCCAUAUUUAUGUACACUGCUGUGGCAAGAAGGCAGGCUGAAAAAGCUGACAAGAUGCUUAGAUAUUUCCACAUUUUUGGUUGGGGUAUUCCGUUAAUAAUAACAGGUAUUGCCUUUGGAGAGAAUAAGUUAGGGAACGAUUAUGAUUUCUACAGUGCGGGCUGGUGUUGGAUCAGUGGCAAUUUGACGACCAGGGAGAAGCAAAUAUGGAUGUUACUCACAGGCAAAGCGUGGGAAAUGGCUGCAUAUGUUCUCAUUUCUACAUUUUUUUGGGGUUUAAAGUAUCAUAUUCGUAAGGAGGUCUAUCAUCGAAAAAAGCAGUUCACAUCUCUUCAGAACAAAGAAUCAGCUAUUAAAGCAGAGAGAAGGCUGACAAUGCUACCCAUCAUUUUUAUUCUGGUGCGUAUUUGGGGUACAAUUCGCUUCAUCAUUUAUUUGUUAGACAACCAAAUCACUGCUGCAGCUUUGAAGUCAGAUUGGGAAAAAGCUCUUCUUUAUCUUCAGGGAAUUGGUGACAGCAGCCAAGGAUUGGCAAACUUCUUGCUAUUUUGUCUUUUCACUGAAAAAUUCAGAGGUCGUCUGAAACUUGCUGCUAAGGAAUGUCUUCAGUGUUGCAAAUCUCCAUCAGGUGAUCCACCCCCAAGGAUGGACAGAUCUGGGGAGUUUCAAAAUGACCACAGAACAUUGAUCAAUGAAAGCUCAAAUCUUCUAGCAAGCACCAGCACAUCUGUAGAGCAAGGACCAUAAAUUCCAUCUGCAAAGGACCCCAAGGAACUGCUGAGCUUUCCUCAGCCAAUGAAGAACAAUCAUAGGACAUUCUCUGUUAAACCAUUAUGGACUUCAUCAUAAUUAGGACUUUUUUUAGCAGGGCACGAGUCCUACAGGACAUUAACUUUUGUCCAUGGGUCAACUUUACCUUAAAUUUAUGAAAUAUUUUUAGAACUGUGUUGGCCAGGUUCUGAGGGUCACGGGAAUUAUUCCAAGAGCACCAUAAGUAUUGUUGGAGGUGCUGUGGCCUUAUGAUUAGAGCACUCAGCUUCAGUUUGAGUGGUUGGAGUUCAAGCCCUGGCCGGAGACAUUUUUGUGUUGAGUUCUUAGGCAAAACACUACUCUCACAGUGCCUCAUUUCACCCAGGUGUUUAAACGGGUACCCACAAAUUUAAUGCUAGGGGUGACCCCACAAUGGACUAGCAUCCCAUCCAAGAGGGAGUAGAAAUACCCCUAGUCACAUCAUGCUGUGGAAAUUGCAGUUAAGAGCAGGUCUGAUGGGACACUUGGCUCACAAACAGACUUUAUUUUAUAGAAAGUAUUGCCUUAAACAAUACAAUACAAUAUUCUUUAUUUAACAAAGGUGACGUAAUUAACCCAAUGAGUUAUCUAACUUACGGCC
This is a messenger RNA of Stylophora pistillata, 1839 nucleotides long. RefSeq names its product G protein-coupled receptor 157. NCBI's taxonomy places the organism in Eukaryota, Metazoa, Cnidaria, Anthozoa, Scleractinia, Pocilloporidae. Gene Ontology annotation, biological process: adenylate cyclase-activating G protein-coupled receptor signaling pathway; cell surface receptor signaling pathway. Gene Ontology annotation, molecular function: G protein-coupled receptor activity; cAMP binding. The record is from RefSeq and is a predicted model, not a curated record. Gene Ontology annotation, cellular component: plasma membrane.